Molecule: messenger RNA, 2472 nt
Organism: Apodemus sylvaticus (European woodmouse)
Lineage: Eukaryota; Metazoa; Chordata; Mammalia; Rodentia; Muridae
Gene: C18H19orf44
Product: chromosome 18 C19orf44 homolog
Exons: 8
Coding region: 109-2085 (658 amino acids)
Source: RefSeq, a predicted model, not a curated record
UCUGGCGCGGUCUCCUUGGGCAACCGCACACUGGGGCCUAUACUUUGAAGCCGGAGCCUGCCGGGAAGAAGUCCACGCAGCUACUCAGGUGACCUCACAGUGAUCAAGAUGGCUUCCACAAGAAGGCCUCUUGGCACUCCGCAGGGCGUUUCUGACUUCAGAGAUCUGUUCUUAGACAGCUCGAGGAUGGAAGAGAUCAGAAACUUACAAGCCCGAAGUCUUGGCCAAGUGACACCUGGGCAGAGCAGAAUCCUAAAGAGAAACCAAACAAUGGACGAGAAAAAUAUGAUGCCCAAAGAGGAGGCCGUGGCAGGGAGCGGGGUGCAGCUGGGCCUGAGGCCCCCCGCUAUCUCCUCCAAGACCAGAGCUAGUGAGGCCCUUAGGAAACUGACCCAGAUUGAAACCAAGAUCCGGAAUCGGAAGCAGGUGCCGGCAGCUUGGUCUGAUGUGGAGUCUGACUCCACAUGCAGUGAGCGGAGUCUUCCUAAGAGGACAGAUGCAACGUCUGUUUCUUCCCAGUAUCCACACAAAACUUUCCAGAAACAAGUGUGCAAAACAUCUGUGGCAAAGAGCAAUGGACAGAGUGGAAAUGGUAGCAGGUUUCUGAAGAAGAAGCAGCUGCCAACUGAAGCCGGGUCCCCAGGGCCCCCAGGGCUGGCCAUGGGGACAGAGAAGCAAGUUCUGCUGCUGACACAGAAAGAGCCUGUCAGAAAGUGGGAUGCCCCUGACAGUGAUGAGGAGGAAAUGAAAGUAUUGCUCGGAAGCUUGAUGGAAUCUUCUAGAGAAAAAGAAAUAAAUGGAAACCGGGAGCUCCCUGGCACCGAACUCAGCAGGAGAGACCUUGGAAAGGAUCUGACUCCAGAUCAGCCGGGAGUCCUGCAUCCGCUCAAUGUGGACCAGUCCAGCUUAAAGUCUUCUCGGCCCGUACCGUCGACUAGCAUCGGCUUGAGAACUCACCCUCUACAAACGAGCAGUGCUGGGGACACAGUCUCUGUCACAGCCUCACCUUCCAUCCUUGAUGACUUCUCCAAAUCAGCAUCUUCAAAGAUGGGGUGCGUCAAGCUGGCUUCCUCCCUCAGCAGGGUGGAAAUGGAGUCUUCUGAGGAGCCAGUCUCGGAAGCUGCUGCUGACAGCCUCCAUGAUUUUAGAAUUAAUAUCUUGUCCAUUGAUGAUCUGGUUCUGGCUGAAGGAGACAAAUCAGAAGGGGAUCUGAGAGAGGAAGAUUCUGUAAGGGAAGGGAUUUCAGUCAGAAGCUCCCCACCCACAUCACCUACUCGACUGGAAGCACAGAGGGCUAUGUGGCCCAAGAAUUCUGUGUUUCAGGGCACAGCCACUGUGGUUGAGGAUGAAGAGGAUCUGACCUCUGAGAGUGAGGCCUCAGAGCCCCCAGGUGCCAGCUCUGCGGCAGCUGUACCAUCUCAUGGUCUGUCCAGUGCACACUCCAUGGAGAUGCCCACUGCAUUCACUGCGAGCCCCGCUUACUCGGAAGACUUUGAGCAGUUCUCUGGUCCCUUGGCCUUGGAGGAGUCGCUUGACAGGACUCUGGACACUUUGUCGAGGUUUUCUUCCAGUGGACAGACAGAUAUUGUUGCCAGCAAACCUCUAUCAAGGACAGAAUGGGGCAGAAGUGUGACCAGAGUCAUGAAGGAGACAGCUGUGCAGACACUUGACCCUGCCUUUGCCUACCAGUGGAGCAAGGCUGGUGGCAUGGCAGCCAUCGGACCUGCCCUUGGAGGUGCUUAUGUGGACCCAGCACCCAUCGCCAGUCACAUUGUCAGCGCAGAUGCCAUAGAAGUCCUGACAGCCUACAGCCCAGCCGUGCUGGCGUUGAAUGACAUGCUGAAGCAACAACUGAGCCUGACGCAGCAGUUCAUCGAGGCCAGCCAACAACUACACGACUCCCUCCUGCAGUCCCUGGAUCGGGACUCAUUUCGCUACCACACCUUGGAGGAAGCAAAAGAGUACAUCAGGGAGCACAGGCCUGCACCCCUGACCAUGGAGGCUGCCCUGCAGGAGGUGAGGGAGGAGCUCCAAGGCUCAGCAAGUGAGGCGUGCCUGGGCACCUGUCCACCUUGGAAUCAAUGACGUCCAUAUGGAGGCAGGCAAGGCUGGGGCUCUUCCUGCUCUCCCUGCUGAGUAACCGCCAUAUAUGGGUUCUAAGCUCCCGUCUGCCCAGCUGGCUGCUCCGAGGACACAGCAUGAGGACAGCUGAGAAACCACCACCGGACAGCAGUGUGGGAUGGGGCCAUGAGCCAGUGCGACCCACAGCGUAUGUCAGGCAUUCCAACCAUCCAAGAUGGGACCAGCUGCCCCAUGGGAACGCCCAUGCCAGGUGCUGAGACAAGUCUUCUGAGCCUGGUGCCUGGCGCAGCCUGCACAGCACCCCUGUGUGCCUCUCACUCACAGCUAGAGGAAAUCUUUUACAAAAGGUUUUAUUGGAAGGCAAAACAGUAAAAUCCACAUUUGUCAACA